GCGUCGUUCGUUGUGUCGGAGUUCUAGUGUUGUACGCUAUUUUUAUGAAACAUUGUUUUAUCGCAAAUAUAUUUGUAACUUCAAUCGAUUUGUAAUCUUGAACAUGGAAAAUUGCGCAUGCCAUAGUGCUCCUUGUUCUUAAUUCGACGCAACGAUAAAGUGAGAUGGUCUAAAUUGACGGAAAUUAAUGAAGCGCUGAAUUGAUCCGUCCAUUGUUAACGAGGGAUUAAUAAGACAUCAUCAAGGAAUAUAAACACCAAAAUGACGGACUAUUGGAAAUCUCAGAACCGCAAGUUCUGCGACUUCUGCAAGUGUUGGAUUGCCGAUAAUAAACCGAGUAUCGACUUCCACGAGGGUGGCAGGAAACACAAGGAAAACGUCAGCAAGCGACUCAAGGAGAUACACAAGAAUAGCGCGAAGCAGGCGAAGCAGAACAAGAAAUUUGAAGACGACAUUAAGAAGAUGGAGAACGCUGCUAUGGCCGCGUACCUGAAGGAUGUCGAGAAUAACACGCGAGACAUGACUGCUGAGAGGAUCAUUAAGGAGAAAUUAAACAAGGUAGAAACGAAAGAGGGAACGCCUCAAAAAAGUUGCAUGUCAUCUGCCGCUCCGGAGACAGUAGCAAGAUUCAAAAGUAAACCCGAACAGUUCUUCCCGAUAGCGACAGAUCCUUGCGAUCCAGCGACUUUGUCAAAGAACACGCCAUCGGUUCCUCGGGUUCAGCAGGGCGGCGAGAACAGGACUCCAGGGAAGAGUAAAGCUAGCAAGAUGAAGGGGAAAGGGAAGAAAUCCCAUGAGGACGAUCGUCCAAGCGCACCCGUCAGGAAACUGUGGUACGAAGCUCUCAGUCCCGAAGGAUACACCUACUACUGGCACAUUGAGACCAACGAGUCAGUUUGGGAGCCUCCAGAGGAAGGUUAUAUGACUUUCGCGGAACAAGAAGAAGAGGCGAAGGAAGAAGCAUUUCAGAAGGAACUCAUGGAACAAUUAGACAAGGAAGAAGCGAUUAAGAAGGCGGAUAUUAUCGAGGAACAACGGGCCAAUGUCGAAAGAGAGAAGAUGAGAGAAUUUAGGAGACGUUCGACGCAAGCUACCGCUGAAAAUGACGAUGCCGAAAGUGACGACAAAAAUGCGGGAGAGGUAAAGAGAGAAGCGGCCGAGGAGGAACGACCUUACAGGCGAGACUACAGUGUGCCCGACAGACCACAGCCUUACGGAUCCUGGCAAAUUGUGCAGACUAUCGAAAAAAAGCCAGUAGACCUGCAGUUGCCGAAGCAGAAGCAAAUACAGUUACCUACUUUCGAGAAGAUAGAAUUACCGCCUCUGCAGAGAACUUUUAAGGAAAGAACUGUUACGAAAAUUGCCGGUGAUAGUGACGAUGAGGGGACAUCAGUUACUUUCAAGAAACGUAAAAUUGGGAACAAGAACGUGCGCAAAAGAGCGACUGACGAUUAACAAUAAUACUCAUUUAUCGAUGGUAACGCAAUAUUUUUUUUUUAAUCUUCAAUUGUAUGAUUAAAAUACUUAUUUCUGGCACACAUGAGCAAUCAAAGAAACAUCAGGUAAUAAUAAUAAUAUUCGUGAACCGAGAACUGGGUUAUAAGUAACCCAGAGAAUAUGAAGACGUCUUAAGAUGUCUUUGAGACGAUAAGACGUCUUUUAGACAUACGUGUUAUGUGGGAAUAGCCCAUACAAUUGUUUUGGGAAAAAGGUAUAUAAACUUGAUCCUCCAUGUAAAGCACGC
Messenger RNA from Dinoponera quadriceps, 1744 nucleotides. RefSeq names its product WW domain-binding protein 4. Gene Ontology annotation, cellular component: precatalytic spliceosome; nucleus. The record is from RefSeq and is a predicted model, not a curated record. The coding region runs from base 262 to 1455 and encodes 397 amino acids. Gene Ontology annotation, biological process: mRNA splicing, via spliceosome. Gene Ontology annotation, molecular function: RNA binding; zinc ion binding; protein binding. The transcript has 8 exons. NCBI's taxonomy places the organism in Eukaryota, Metazoa, Arthropoda, Insecta, Hymenoptera, Formicidae.